Messenger RNA from Blepharisma stoltei, 1328 nucleotides. NCBI's taxonomy places the organism in Eukaryota, Ciliophora, Heterotrichea, Heterotrichida, Blepharismidae. The record is from the annotation of a GenBank genome assembly.
AUGGAUACCGAAUCUACCUUAGAAGACCAGCUUAAGAAAAUCCUUGACAACAUCGACAAAGAUUCAAGCCUUCUUGCUUUGCAGUUCAUAUUAACAACUUCUCACAACAUUGCCAAAAUAUUUUCUAACCCUUCAACCCGGGAUUUGAUAUAGAAAUUUCCCAUAGAUGGCGCUGUUUGCCCUUGAUUUGCCCACUGGGGAAAUUUUUUGGUUCGACCAGUCCCAUAUGGUUUGGUCAAACCAAAAAAUUUUCUUCAUGGGCAAAUCAAGGGCAAACAGCGCCAUCUAUGGGAAAUUUCUAUACUUUUAAUACUAGGCCAAUUAAAGCGCUCUGUUCUAGCUUCAAAUAUUUAUUACAUGAUACAGUCAUGCUCGGCAAGUGCAGACCAUAGAGCGUUAAAAGAUGCCAAGGUAAAAUCUUUGCAUGACCUUGAAGGAAGGUUCUUAUGGGUUGGAUUUGGAUGUGAAAAUAUUUUUGGAAUUUCAGAACAGAACUUAAAAAAUUGCAGUUUAUUUGGAAUAAUGAGCCAAAAUAGCUUGCUGAGAUUAAUUGACAAGCAUGGAAAAUAUCUGAUAAAGAAAAACGGAAGCAGAAUUAUUUCUUAUUCUUUAGCAAAAGACCAGAAUAUAGCCAGAGCUUGCUUUGGAUUGCCCUGAGCUCCUUAGCCUGUAGGGUUGACUCGGCAAUAUCAGUUGCCUAAUCAAACCUACAAGUUGGGAAAUGAAAAAUAUAAUGGCACUUAAAUUGUGGGGUUGACUUGGAAAUUAUGCUGUCCGAGUUAACCCUACAGGUUGAGGAGGCUACAUACAACCUAUAAGCUAUACAAUUUUAACCAGCAAAUGUACCCCUGCUAUUAUAGGCAGCACUCCAAACUCAUUUGAGGUCGGCAUAAUUCUCUUAACAAGACACUCAAAAACGAAAAAAAUCCCAUCAAAAUCCUCCAAAAAAGUAAAAAUUCUGAAUAAGGAAACUGAAAGUAUCAUCGAAACCCCCACAAUUUUGCCAGAAUUCAGCUUUUUGUCACCAAUUUCUUCUGAAUUUAAAUUUCCAGAAAUUGAAAAAAUAAGCCCUCCACCUACAUUUUUUACCCCUUUUCAGAGUAAAGCGACUCCCUAUAAGGAAACAGAAAAAGUUAUAAAGGAAAUUGAGCCAGAAUCAAUCAGCAUAACGCCGUUUUUAAAGACUGCAAGCCCUGCUUUGAGGAAGAAAAAUAAAAAAUUGCCACAACGUAAAAGUGUAAGUGCUUUUAAGUAUAGAACUUUCCUUUAAUUUAUGCAAAAUUGAAUAGUUAUUAUAGGCUAUUUAAGGGAAAAAAAAAAAACUAUAA